CGGGACCGAUUCAAAUCAGCUCAUUCCACAAAUUCAGGAUUGUUCUUUGGAAAGAACAGUUCCCCAUCAAAUAUGCUCGUCAGCUUUGUCUUUGCAAUCUAAGCAGAUGAUGAUGAUGAUGAUGAUGAUGAUGCGCGUAGCGUAGCUGGUGCGGUGCAUAUCUGGCAUCGCUUCAGUCGCGACCUCUUCGAGUUUAGCUCGUAAUCGUUCACUCGAGCUCGUUCGCAGUGGAACCGGACGCAGUUCUGGAUGAAUCUCGUGGGCGAAGCCGUGUAUGGUGCUUGCGAGCAUCAGCCACGUGAGCCGGAUUUGUUGGAGUGUCGGUUGGUCCUAGAGUGAGGGAGGUGCCUUUGUGUCAUUUUGUAUGUCGAAGUGCACAGUAUGAAUCUUCAUCAAGCAGAGAGCUUUGUGUCAGUAUAAGUCUCUGAAGGUCCGCAGACAUGACAACAGAUUGUGUCUUUAGAACUCAAGCUUGACAGGCCGUACUGAAUAGAAUUACCGACAGAGGUGGCUUUAUUCGAUCACACAGUUUAGAAUUUCUUUGCUUCUUAUGUAGAUCCAGUGGGAACAACACUUCAGAGUUCACCAGUCAUUGAACUCUGAAGUUAUUCACCUCGAUUCAGUAUAGCUGUAACUCAGCGUCGAGUGGUAAACAAUUGUUUGAUUGUAAAGGGUGGAAAGAAGGGCCACUGAGGACUUGGGCCAUUGAGGACUUGGGCCAUCGACUGCAGCGAUUUCGAGAUUUCUGAAUCACUGCAUUGUCAAUUCGCGGUGACCUUAUAAAUAUUUCGGUGGAACAUCUGGAAGACAGCUUGGCUCCACCAAAAUGCGUAUAUUAUGGCUCGCGGCAGUCCUGAUUGCCGUCGUAGCAACAGCAACCGAAGCUCAGCUCACAAGUGAUUUUUAUGCCACUACUUGUCCAACAGCUGUUAAGACCGUCGCUGACCUUGUCGGGGCAAAAAUCCGAAAGGACGGGACAGUAGCAGCAGGCUUGCUCCGGCUGCAAUUCCAUGACUGCUUCGUUCGAGGCUGCGAUGCGUCGUUGCUUCUUGAUUCAACAUCAAGCCCUCCUAAUGUGGCUGAGAAGGAAGGCAUACCGAACAUUAAUUCUGUAAGAGGAUAUGAAAUCAUCGAUGAAGCCAAGGCGAUAAUUGAAGCUGCGUGCCCUGGAGUCGUCUCAUGCGCUGACAUUAUUGCUUUAGCAUCUCGAUAUGCAGUCAAUGCGAUUGGUGGGCCUGGGUGGAAUGUCCCUCUGGGACGCAGAGAUGGAGUUGUAUCUCUGGCCAGUGAAACUCUAUUAAAUCUACCACCACCUGACGCCACUUACGCGCAACUAGUGAGCAUGUUCAAAACGAAGGGAUUGACGGAGCGAGAGAUGGUUAUCUUAUCAGGUGGACACACGAUUGGGAAAGUUCGGUGCUUAUUCUUCCUGAAUAGAUUAUACAACUUUCCUGGAUCAGCAGACGGUGUGGAUCCUACCUUCAACGCCACUUAUGCUGCUGAAUUGAAGAAAGUGUGCAAACCGGGAGACUUUACCACGAGAGUGCCCUUCGACCCCUCAUUCGGUGGCAACAGAUUCGAUAGCAGUUUUUACACUGGUGUCAAGCAAGGCAAGGGAAUUAUCAAAUCUGAUGCUGUUUUGAGUCAAAACACGGCUCUGAUGGACAGGUACUCCGCAGCUCCCAUCAUGCCUUUCUUCUGGGACUUUGCUCAGGCCAUGGAGAAAAUGAGCAAAAUGGGUGUCUUGACGGGCACACAGGGAGAAAUCAGGCUCAAGUGCAAUGUUGUGAAUCCUAAAACUGCCCCGCCACCCCCUGCUCCAAUCACUGCACCACCACCUCCUGCUCCUGCUCCACCUACAGCAAUCCCUCCACCUUCGACACCACCUCCAUCUGCAGCAACCCCUCCCCCAGCAGUUCCAGUCACUCCUCCAGCUUCGAUUCCUCCCCCACCUUCACUGACCCCUCCUCCAGCCACAGUUCCUCCCCCAGCUUCACUGACCCCUCCUCCAGCUUCAGUUCCUCCCCCGUCUCCAGCAACCCGUCCUCCACCCCCACCAGUUACAGUCACCCCUCCAGCUUCAGUUCCUCCUCCGUCUCCAGCAACCCGUCCUCCACCCCCACCAGUUACAGUCACCCCUCCAGCUUCAGUUCCUCCUCCGUCUCCAGCAACCCGUCCUCCACCCCCACCAGUUACAGUCACCCCUCCAGCUUCAGUUCCUCCUCCAGCUUCACUGACCCCUCCUCCAGCUUCAGUUCCUCCCCCAGCUUCACUGACCCCUCCUCCAGCUUCAGUUCCUCCCCCGUCUUCAGCAACCCGUCCUCCACCCCCGCCAGUUACAGUCACCCCUCCAGCUUCACCACCCCCAGCAGUUCCAGUCACCCCUCCAGCUUCAAUUCCUCCUCCACCUUCAACACCUCCUCCAUCUUCACUAACCCCUCCUCCAGCUUCACCACCCCCAGCAUCUCCACCUUCAACAGCUCCUGCAGCUUAAGAUCGAGUCUCAUCUCCUGUUCCAAAUUCUACUAACUGCACAACCUCGCCACCACCACCUCGUCCUCCUCCGAUAUUGACAUUUAUCCUCCACCAAAUUCUCAGAAGUUUAUUAGGAACUCCACGACCUCAACUCGGCAACUGACCUACAGAGGUUUGUAGUUUAUUCAACUGCUCAUGUUUCAUAAGCUGUGACCCGAGUUCAAAGUAGUAGCUCCGGUAGCUUUCGAUUCAUUCAACAUCACUGGAUUCAUAGUUAAAAGUAGAAAUCAUUCAUUCGAUUGACUCUCUAUCCGCAAUUGUGGAAGGAAUAAUGACUCGAUCAAAGUCCUAGGUUCAAAGAUAAUAUGAGUUGAAGAUAUGUCUCUGCUUCGUAUUCUGAUGCCUCUUUUGGCUCACUGGCUUACUGGCUUACUGGCUUGUAGAUGGAGAACUGAAGAUGGUCCACUUACAUCUCCCAGGACGAACUUUCAGUGAUUGGUGUGCCAUUUUACUGAUAAUUGUCAUCAUCUCCCAGGACAAAGUCACAGUCAUUUAUUAUGACGUUUUUGCUUAGUCAUUAACUGUGUUCUACCUAUUCUUUUUAGAGUAAAAAAAUAAAUACUUUGGUAUCAUAUUCAUCAGGAAGCUUCUUUGUUAUUCUUCCUGGGACAUGAUCUAUAUGGAUGUAUCGAAACCUUUGAGAUAAUCAUGCGCAUACGU
Messenger RNA from Marchantia polymorpha subsp. ruderalis, 3195 nucleotides. NCBI's taxonomy places the organism in Eukaryota, Viridiplantae, Streptophyta, Marchantiopsida, Marchantiales, Marchantiaceae. The record is from the annotation of a GenBank genome assembly.